CUCAUUAGACUACAAAUCCCAUCUACAGGGGGUGCGCUUCCUUUUGUGGUUCACCGUUCAUUUCAGCGGGGUCUAUAUACAAUAUAGGAGCAGCAACGCCGGUUCGUCCGGGACGAGUGAGCGCAGGCUGGUCGGUCCGCGGAGAGCGCCGUGCGAGAGCUAGGACCCGGUUCCCGUGCUGCCGGAGGUGGGGUCCAGUCCCCGGAGCUGCCACACGGCCGCCAUGCUGCGGAGGAAACCCACUCGCAUCGAGCUGAAGCUGGACGACAUCGAGGAGUUCGACAGCGUGAAGAAGGAGCUAGAGAGCCGCAAGAAGCAGCGGGAGGAGGUGGAUGUGGUGGGCGUGGCCAGCACCGGGGACAUGGGCGGGGCUACGGCUGGGGGUGCCGAAGGCAAGACCAGGGAACAGAUGAUCAAUGAGCGAAUUGGGUACAAACCACACCCCAAACCCAACACCCUGCCCUCCCUCUUUGGAAAUCUGCAGUUCUAGGGGCUCCUGGGACACUGCUGUGGUGCAAGUGGACUGGCUACACACAGACCAUCUUUCAGACUGUUCCAUCACCAGCUCCAGCAGGGGGGAAGGCAUUUGUAGCCAAACUGUUUUUAAUGCUUCCAUAGCUGGACUGUUUUUUCUGGGAGUGUCUCUUGGUGCUGGAUGCUAGUGUACUGACAGCUGAACCUUGGCUAACAAAGCCACCAGAGUAAAGUGAAAGAACUGGGGGUGGCACAGUGAGAGAAAGGGGCAUCUCAGUGGGGAGCUGGGUCCUGGCUCCAGGGCACUCCAUGCGGAGGACUGUACCACCGCUGGCCUCUAGAGGGCGCCAGGAUGCAGCCACCAGUGUUCUGAGAUUAAAAUGCACUGGAAAAUAUUGCCGAUACCUUUCUAGGAGCACUCAGUUUUUAUGGAUUUGAAUGGAACUGACAUUUAACAACAAUUUUCUUUCUGAAACAACAAAAAACUUUAACAAGCUUCAGUGAAAGAAUGAUAAAAGUUUAAUAUCACCAGAUGGAAGUGAAACAAGAGAAUGUCUCCCUCACCCAGGCUCAGGGUAAAAAACAACAAGGCUGUGGAAGCAGUGUCUGUGUAGACUGUGGUUAUAUGCAGUGUUUUAUUUUUUAAUCGUACAAAUAAAACCAUCAACAUGUCGUGA
This is a messenger RNA of Lepisosteus oculatus (spotted gar), 1151 nucleotides long. It is a transcript of the gene cdc26, whose product is annotated as cell division cycle 26 homolog. The record is from RefSeq and is a predicted model, not a curated record. Lineage: Eukaryota; Metazoa; Chordata; Actinopteri; Semionotiformes; Lepisosteidae. Gene Ontology annotation, cellular component: anaphase-promoting complex. Gene Ontology annotation, biological process: anaphase-promoting complex-dependent catabolic process; regulation of mitotic cell cycle; protein K11-linked ubiquitination.